GUGGCGCCGCGUCGGGGCACCGCCGACGAGGGGGAGGCGGAGCCUAGGGUUUACGAGGUCUGGAAAGGGAGCAACAUAUUUUGUUUUCAAGGAAGAUUGAUAUUUGGACCUGAUGUGAGGUCGUUGUUUCUCACUAUAUUCCUCAUUGCUGCUCCUGUCUCAGUAUUUUGUGUAUUUGUAGCCAGAAAACUAAUGGAUGAUUUUCAUCAUUGGGGAAUUUCCAUAAUGGUUGUUGCAAUUGUAUUCACCGUAUAUGAUUUAACUCUUCUUCUUCUCACAUCUGGAAGAGAUCCGGGGAUCAUACCUCGUAAUGCCCAUCCUCCAGAACCAGAGGUAGAAAGCUUUCAAGCAAACGGUAAUAUGGGUGCUGGUCAGACUCCACAACUACGGUUACCUCGAAUAAAGGAUGUUAUUGUAAAUGGAAUCACUGUAAAGGUUAAAUAUUGUGACACUUGCAUGUUGUACCGGCCUCCUCGCUGUUCUCACUGCUCAAUUUGCAAUAACUGUGUGGAGCGAUUUGACCACCAUUGUCCUUGGGUUGGACAAUGCAUUGGACUUCGGAACUACAGAUUCUUUUAUAUGUUUGUUUUCUCUACAACCCUUCUUUGCUUCUAUGUAUUUGGCUUCUGUUGGGUAUAUAUCAAGAGAAUUAUGGAUUCUGAGCACAGCAGUAUCUGGAGGGCAAUGAGCAAGACACCUGCUUCAAUUGUUCUGAUAGUUUACAGUUUCGUGUGUAUGUGGUUUGUUGGUGGCCUCUCUGUAUUCCAUUUGUAUCUCAUUGGCACUAACCAGACAACAUAUGAGAACUUCAGGUAUCGCUACGAUAGCCGUGACAACCCUUACAAUAGAGGCAUUUUGCAAAACUUCAUGGAGGUUUUUUUCACAAAGGUCCCUCCUUCCAAGAACAACUUCCGAGCAAGAGUGCCGCGAGAGCAAGGACAACAUGCACAUCCUCUUACAGGCUUUAUGGGUCCAAACAUAGUUAGAGAUCUCGAAGACGGAAAGAAGCCUGUCCUCUGGGAGGAAUCAGGAGCAGAAUCUGCUGGUGAUCUUGAAUCUGGACCGAACAAUAUUCGUUCAGAAAGCAAAGGUGCCAGUUUUGCUACCAGUAUAUCACCGGAUUUAGCUGGGGUGAUAUCAGACCCUAACCCUAGGCGAUCCAGCUGGGGCCGCCAAAGUGGUAACUGGGAUAUACCACCUGAUGUUCUGGCAUUAGCAGCUGGAAUUGGCGAAUCAAAUCGGACGAUAAGGAGCACCGCUGACAGUAUAAGUUCUGAAAACCAUUAGGGUCAGGGUUUUCAGUUGGUGGGCUGGUUGAGCAAGAGGGUAGUAGUUUGUUGUGUUAGCUGUGUGAAAGGUAUUCUCUUUUCCUGGUUUGUUGUUUUUUUUUGCAGGUCUUGACAUGUAUGGUGUGUUUGUGGUUUGAGAGGUUGUGAGGGCAUAUGUUACUUGUCUUGAAUGAUGUAUAUAGUUUGUAUUAUGAGAUCAUGGUCUAAGGAAAUAACACUAGUUUAUAAUCCAGUUGUUGAUUAAGAGUUGUGACAA
Messenger RNA from Asparagus officinalis (garden asparagus), 1545 nucleotides. Its product is annotated as probable protein S-acyltransferase 7. Lineage: Eukaryota; Viridiplantae; Streptophyta; Magnoliopsida; Asparagales; Asparagaceae. The record is from RefSeq and is a predicted model, not a curated record. The transcript has 5 exons. Gene Ontology annotation, molecular function: protein-cysteine S-palmitoyltransferase activity. Bases 193 to 1287 code for a protein of 364 amino acids. Gene Ontology annotation, biological process: protein targeting to membrane; peptidyl-L-cysteine S-palmitoylation. Gene Ontology annotation, cellular component: Golgi apparatus; endoplasmic reticulum.